UCUGAUGACGUGGCAGCAGCAGAAGCAUAGACCGGAAGCAGAUGACGUUGAAAUUCGGACACUUCGUGUCGUGACUCUCAUCUCUGUCGGGAUUACUGUAGCUGCGAUAUUACUUGGAUUAUUUGGCAGUGUUAUUUUAUUUGCGAAGACUUUGACGUUUCAGAACGAACUAGAAUAUGAGCUACGAUAUUGUGUGUCUAGAUCUCACGAUUUAUGGGACAUUCUGUCUCAGCUCGAAACGUCAAAAGGAGUUGCAAUUUCCCAACGUCGAAAACGCCAAUUCUUCAUGAAUUACUGUAACGAUGUGACAAAUUGUGGUGGACCAUCGGAUUGUGGUCAGGAGACUGGGUGUGCUAUACAUCCAGUGCAUUCAUGUGGUGGAGGUGGAGGAUGCUCCCAGCCAGUUGUAGUUCAGCAGCCAGUGAUUCAACAACCCAUUGUUCACAGCCCACAGCAGCAAUUCUGUAUUUUCGGUCCACCUGGGCCUCCUGGAAUUCCGGGCCUUGAUGGAAAUGACGGGGACGAUGGAUCCGAAGGUUAUCCUGGUGUUCCUGGAGCUAAUGUUCCAGAUACCGUACUUCCAGAAAUUGAUGAUUUCUGCUUUGAUUGCCCACCAGCGAGAAGUGGGCCGCCAGGGCCUCCAGGACCAAAAGGCCCCCGCGGUACUCCAGGUCCAACUGGCCCAAAAAACUUCUAUAUUACAUCAGGCCCACCAGGCCCCCCAGGUCCUCCAGGCCCACCCGGUAAUCCGGGAGGCAUUGGUCCUCGCGGCCCACCAGGUGAUCCAGGCAUAAUGACUCAAGACUCAAGAGGUGUCGAAGGACCAAGUGGACCAUCUGGACCACCUGGACCAAUGGGGUUUCCUGGACCGAAAGGAAUCGAUGGAUUUUCACAAGUGGGCUCAAUGGGUCCACCUGGAAAUCGAGGAGCUCCUGGUCGUGUUGGCUUGAAUGGCCCGAGAGGCCCACCAGGAGAUAUUGGGCCUCCUGGGUCUGCUGGAGGAUGUUCGGCUUGUCCCAUUCCACGUGUCAGCCCUGGUUACUGAUCAAUUGGCCUCAAUCUUUGAUAUUUCCCAUGUAAUUAACUAAAUAAAUGGUUGGGAUAAA
Caenorhabditis elegans is the source of this 1106-nucleotide messenger RNA. RefSeq names its product Nematode cuticle collagen N-terminal domain-containing protein (gene col-83). Bases 5 to 1045 code for a protein of 346 amino acids. Gene Ontology annotation, molecular function: structural constituent of cuticle. The transcript has 5 exons. NCBI's taxonomy places the organism in Eukaryota, Metazoa, Nematoda, Chromadorea, Rhabditida, Rhabditidae. The record is from RefSeq and is marked reviewed.